CUCUGUGGCGGUAAGACCCAGCAUGUCUUAUCUAACCAUAAACGUUAACUAUAGACUCAUUUAGCUUAAUAAUAUGAGUAAUAACAAACUAUUUUUGCAGCGGGACCUAUCCUCAAGCCGUUAAUGUACUGUAACGUUUAUUAUUUUCGUUAGCAAACAACAAUACUAGUGUUAUAACGAGGUCGUUGAGUAACUUGGAGGCACGUCACUGCUCCUCAAAUGUCCCAGAAGGACGACUCUGAAAAUGACAUUUGGGAGUAUAAACCUCUUGAGAAGAAGAAGAAGAAACAAGAAUCACCGUCUGCAACUUCAACUGUGACUACAAGAAGAUGUACUCUCAGAAGAACCUCCAAGAGAGACACUUCUCUCUCAGUCAAGACAGUCAAGACAGCUGAAAGUGGAGGUUGUAGUACUGUUGUUGUUAAUAUGCAAACAGACGAUGCUGCUGCUGCAGCUGCUGCAGCUGCUGAUGCUGAUGCUGCUGAGGCUGGGGAGGGAUCAUCCUCUGGAGACUUCUGCCCCAUGUGUCAGAUGCCCUUUUCCAUCUUGGUGGUGCAGACUCAAAGAUGGCAUGUUGCUGAAUGUCUUGACACUCCCAGGGACAAAUGCACAGAAUGUCCAGAUGGCCUCCAGUGCUUCUCCGCCAUUCCAAACCAUUACAAGAAAUUCAACCACACCCUCAUGGCUCACAGUCGAGCAAACAGUGACACAGCCCUCCUCAGACUGUCCCAGCAGGCAGGGACCAGCGGGAAGACCGACCUCAGUCAUCUCCCAGAAGUGGAUGACUCUACUUUAGAGUCUUCACAGGAUAGUGCUCUCAGUCUUUCUGCCUUAUCAAAUCACAGUAAUCUCACUGGAACACCUCCAUCUAAACUUACAAAUGGACUUCUGUUGCUGCGCUCACCUGGCCCAGAGGAUUUUAAGAAAAAGAAAGGCUGGUCGUCUUCUACUAAAAGCCAAAAGUCUAUCAGUGCUUCCCAAGAAAGUAAAGCAGAGCUUUCAUCCACUCCUGUCAAGGCAGAGAAUGGAAGACAAGCUUGUGAAGCUUUUGCAUCCAAAAGUGAACCUUCCCCUGACAACAAUGAUGCAAUAUCUUAUUCUCCUCUUUCUGAGUUCCCUGCAGAGACUGAAGUCAAUGGUCGUGAAUGUAGUAAAGCCCUUUUUAAUAAUGAUGCUUUUGAAAAUGAGAAUGAAAACUCAAUGGUGCUGUUCAGUGACGGUUUCUCAAGUGAAGAUGAGCUCCUCACUGAAUUUAUAGAUAAUUUGGAAAGCAAUACUGACCUUGUGAAAGAGUCUGCUUCCUCAAGCACACAGCUGUAUUCAGUUGCCUCAUCGCCGCCCACUAAUCAGCUUGCUGAAAACAGAGCUCAUUCCACAGGUGAAAAAGAUGCACACAUUGCAUGUAAAAGCAGCAUUCAGUCUCCUCAAAGUAUUGUUUUAGAGCGCCUGAGAGUAACGCUUCUAAGCUCAGAUAGCCUGCCUUUGAAAAACUUGAACGACAGCAGUAUUCAAACACCUUCAUCACAAACCUCCAUUGUCCAAAGAUCUCCAUCCAUGCCACCACAGAAGGGCCAGAUCAAGGCAGGUCAGGCCUCCGGUCUGAAGCAGACGGACAUUGGGGUGUUUUUUGGCCUCAAACCCCUAAAAGAGAAGGAGAAAGAGGCUGAGAGUGGACCAAAUGAACUAAACACCACCUCUGUUCCAACACUUGGUGAAAACUCAGGACGGAGACGACAAAGGCAAAGAAAAAGUAAGGCUGACACAACCGCAGGUAUCUCACAGGGCCCAGUGGAUAAUAGUAACGUGGUGGAUACUCAGGGAGAAGCAGGGAGAGGUAGGAGAGGAGGAUGGAGAGGAAGAAGUUGGAACAGAGGGAACGCCAACGGAGAAGGAGAGCCACGACGUUGUCCCUUCUACAAGAAGAUUCCAGGCACAAAGUUUACCGUAGAUGCCUUUAGUUAUGGAGAGAUCCCGGGCAUCACUGCCUACUUCCUAACACAUUUCCACUCCGACCACUACGGAGGGUUGACCAAGAAGUCCACACUUCCAAUCUACUGUAACAAAAUUACAGGGAACCUGGUGAAGAGCAAACUGAAGGUGGCAGAGCAGUACGUCCACAUCCUCCCCAUGAACACCCAGGUCACAGUGGAGGGAGUCAAGGUCAUUCUGCUGGAUGCCAACCAUUGUCCAGGAUCUGCCAUGCUGCUGUUCUUCCUGCCCGAUGGACAGACAGUCCUCCACACUGGAGACUUCAGAGCUGAUCCCUCGAUGGAGACGUACCCUGAGUUACUCAGCUGCAGGGUGCAGACGCUCUACUUGGACACCACCUACUGCAGCCCUGAGUACACUUUCCCAAGACAGCAAGAGGUUAUCAACUUUGCAGCCAACACAGCCUUUGAACUAGUGACACUCAACCCACGUACACUGGUGGUGUGUGGAUCCUACUCCGUGGGAAAAGAAAAGGUCUUUCUGGCGUUGGCGGAGGUCCUGGGGACGAAAGUGUGCCUCUCUAGAGACAAAUACAACACCAUGUGCUGUCUGGAGUCGGAGCAAAUCAAACAACGUAUAACCACUGACUGGAAGGCGGCCCAGGUCCAUGUGCUGCCUAUGAUGCAGAUCUCCUUCAAUAAACUGCAGGAUUACCUGGCACGCUUCUCUGAACGGUAUGAUCAGCUGGUGGCCUUCAAGCCUACAGGCUGGACCUUCAGCCAGCAGGUGGACUCAGUGGAAGAUAUUCAGCCUCAGAUCAGUGGCAACAUCUCCAUAUAUGGAAUCCCGUACAGCGAACACAGCAGCUUUCUGGAGAUGAAGCGUUUCGUCCAGUGGCUUCAGCCCCUCAAGAUCAUUCCUACAGUGAACAACGGUAGCUGGGCUAGCAGGAAGGCCAUGGAGAAGUGCUUCAGUGACUGGCUCAUGGAAACUAAAACUAAACGGUAGCUUAUGUAUAGGUAAACUUUGCUCACAGCUAUACUCUGGCCUCUGCUGUUCGUUGGUUAUGAGAGCAAAACCAAUUAAUUCUCAAUAGUGUAUGACCAUGGGGAACAAAUCUAUUUUAACAAUACUCAUUGUAUUACUUUUAUUGCCGUUGCUCGCCUCAGCUUUCCUCAACACUAAGCAUUUCAGUGCAGAGCGAGGGGUUGCGAACAUGAACUGCAAUCACAUCCCAAGGUCAAGUAUGUGCUCUUGAACCAAUUUAUUAUAACGGUUCUGCUUUUAUCCACAAUGGGCUGAAUUGAAAUAGCUGAACUCUGAAAGCUGUUUUGUGUAAACAUGAUCUGAGGUCGUACACGUAUUAUGUCUGCAAUUACACCAGGUUUUCACUAAAAAGUAUUAUGUAACCGAAAAUUGGAUGUGUUCACUGCCUGCUGUGGCCACUUGCACCGUUAAUAUACUGAAAGUGCUGCUUUCAAAUUGUGCAAUUUCAUAAUUAAAUCUGUAUUUUUUUUCUAUUUAAUAAAAAAUGUUAUGCUGCAAAAAAUAAAUGUUUUAACACCGUUACCUCAUUUUUAAUUUUUUGCACUAUUAACCUGUUCAUAUAACUUAAUAAUAAAGAAAAUUAUUGUA
Sebastes umbrosus (honeycomb rockfish) is the source of this 3564-nucleotide messenger RNA. RefSeq names its product DNA cross-link repair 1A (PSO2 homolog, S. cerevisiae) (gene dclre1a). NCBI's taxonomy places the organism in Eukaryota, Metazoa, Chordata, Actinopteri, Perciformes, Sebastidae. The transcript has 9 exons. The record is from RefSeq and is a predicted model, not a curated record. Gene Ontology annotation, molecular function: 5'-3' DNA exonuclease activity; damaged DNA binding. Gene Ontology annotation, biological process: protection from non-homologous end joining at telomere; double-strand break repair via nonhomologous end joining; interstrand cross-link repair. The coding region runs from base 220 to 2937 and encodes 905 amino acids.